AUGGCGGAGGCAUUCGAGCGCUUCAAGCGCUUCGAGUACAGACAGAACAGUAACCUUGUCCUACAACGCGACCCUUACCUUACAGGGGCUCCUGGUGGGGCCCACCAAGGGGAACCUACCGGGGAGCCCGAAACCCUCGCAGGAAGGAAGCUGUACCCGAUGGGCGACAAGGCAGAGAGGGGGCUAAAAAAGGAAGAAAAGGAGAAGAUUGGAAAGAGAAGGAGCAAGAUAAAAGAAGGGGGAGGUGCCAAAAGAGCCAAAAUGGACAUUAAGAAGGGAGCUACGGUACUUGAUGCAGAUGUGACGGAGAAUUUCUUCUACCGCCCGACCACUCGCGUCACCAACCAGGUGUACGAACAGCUGCUCGUGGUUCUUCAGCAGCAGUUGGGCGACCAGCCGGACGAAGUGCUUCGCGGCGCCGCCGAUGAGGUGCUGCAGGUUUUGAAGGAGGACGGGCUUAAAGAGGGGGAGAGAAAGCGAGGUGUAGAAGGAGUCCUGGGGCCCAUUACCCAAGAACGUUUCACAAAACUGUUUCAGCUUUCGAAGAGUAUCACAGACUUUAUGGGCGCAGAUCAAGACAGAGACGAAGGAGGUACACUAGCUUUCAAGUACUGGUUUUUCUCCGGCGUCCACGGUUUUGUGAUGUGUUGGGUGGUGAAUGUUGGUCCUCAUACCAUGAGCAGUGGCGCAAGAAGAAAUUCUAGUAACACCAGCAUAGACGCCAACGGCACUGGUAUCCAGGCUUACUGCAUGACUUGGGAACCUGACACGACGGCGGGCGUUGCGGUGGUUUUCGAUGAAGAAGAUGAGGGAGAGGAUGACUAUGGCUAUUCGGACAUGGAGGCUGAGGGUGAAGACGAAGACGAUGAAGAGACGGAAGAACAAGAAGAAAAGGAAAAGACGUAUUUAGCGGCCAAGAAUCUCGAUGAGGAGGAGGUAGAUAGCUCAGAGUCGGCAUACUCCGUAGACGUGUCAAAAAUUGACCCACAUUGGCUGCAGCGCGAGCUCAACGCGGUCUUUUCUGACCCGAAUCAGGCUGUAGCGACAGAGAAGGAGAUCUUGUCUAUUCUUCCCAUCCCGGAUAUUCAAGAGUGUGAGAAUAAGUUGGUGCUGAUUCUGAAGUACGAGAACUUCGAGCUCGCCAAAAAGAUACUGAAAAACAGGUGGAAGCUUUUCUACUGCAUUCGGUUGGGGCAGGCGCAAACUACAGAAGAGAAGGAUGGGAUUAGGGAGGAGAUGAAGAAUACCCAAGAGGGUCAGGAGGUCCUUGAACUGCUAGAUGCACUCACCUCACGCCGCAAUAAAGAAAAAGAAGUCACUCUUAAUGUCCGCAAAGAGGCAGCGACGCUUGCCGCGAAGGCCCAGGCGCGUGACGCGUCUCUUCGAGCUGCAGAAGCUGACGACGACUCCACUGCUUUGGGAGGAGGCGCCCAUGGCACGCCUGGGGGGCCUGGGGGCCCCAGUAGCCAAGCUGCCCAGCGCAAGCCUACCGGAUCUGUUGACUUGCAAAACAUUGCCUUUCAGCAAGGUAGCCAUUUAAUGGCGAAUGCAAAGGUCAAGCUACCAGAUGGAACUCAGAGGAUCGAGACGAAGAGCUACGACGAAGUGGUGGUUCCGGCUUUGAAGCGGCCGGCUGAGAAGUCAGAGGGUCUGCGGGCAAUAUCUACCAUGCCAGAGUGGAGCCAGCCGGCCUUCACGGGUGUGGGAAUUGAGCGGCUAAACGCCCUGCAGUCGAAAGUGUACGAUAUUGCCUUUAAUACUUACGAAGAGAAUCUGCUGCUUUGCGCCCCUACGGGAGCAGGCAAAACGAACGUGGCCAUGCUGGCCAUGCUGAACGUGGUGGGACAGUACAGAAACGCUUCUACAGGAGCCAUCGAUCUCAAGGGAUUCAAGAUAAUUUACAUCUCGCCCAUGAAGGCACUGGUGGCAGAACAAGUUCAGGCGUUCUCGCAGAGGCUGCAGCCGUUUGGAAUUUCAGUCCGGGAGCUUACUGGAGACGCGAAUCUGACAAGAGAAAAGAUUGAAGAGACACAAGUUAUUGUUACAACGCCGGAAAAAUGGGACAUCAUCACCAGGAAAGCUGGGGAGAGGGCCUACACCCAACUUGUCCGCCUUGUUAUCAUCGACGAAAUUCACUUGCUUCACGACACACGAGGGCCCGUAUUGGAGGCUAUCGUCGCGCGCACAAUCCGUCAGAUUGAAAUGUCUCAAGAGCACAUCAGACUAGUGGGACUUUCUGCAACCCUGCCCAACUACGAAGACGUCGCGGUCUUUCUAAGGGUUAAGCCGGAGAAAGGGCUCUUUGUUUUCGGCAACCACUAUCGCCCUGUGCCUCUCAAGCAAACGUAUGUGGGUAUCAAAGAUAAAAAGGCAAUCCGGCGAUACAACACAAUGAAUGACGUCACAUACGAGAAGGUUCUGGAGUGCGCUGGGAAGAACCAAGUCCUGAUCUUUGUGCACAGCCGGAAGGAAACGGUGAAGACGGCGAAAUUCAUUUGCGAUGCAGCAUUGCAGAAGGACACGUUGCCUCGUUUCCUGCAGAACUUCUCAGCUAGUCGGGAAAUUUUGCAGGCUGAGGCGGAGGCCGUUAAAACGCAAGACCUGAAAGACUUGCUGCCAUACGGCUUCGCAGUGCACCAUGCAGGGCUCCCCAGAACGGACAGAAAGCUCGUAGAAGAUCUUUUUGCAGAUAGACAUAUUCAGGUGCUCGUUUCUACUGCCACUCUCGCUUGGGGUGUCAACCUGCCGGCCCACACCGUCAUCAUCAAAGGUGAGUACUUUGCACUUUUGAAUGCAGCAGUGGAUUUCGGAGCACCUUUUUGCACGGAGCAAGCAGACCAGAAUUGCAUUUUAGGAUCUGUCGUGCAAGUGCCUCCGCAGCAUGUUGCAUUUAUGGGGACCCAAGUGUAUCUUCCGGAGAAAGGCGCAUGGUCGGAGCUGUCGCCAAUGGAUAUUCUACAGAUGAUGGGACGAGCUGGGCGACCCCAGUACGACACUGGCGGCCACGCCAUCCUGAUUACUCAGCAUAGUGAACUGCAGUUCUACCUCUCUCUCAACAACCAACAGUUGCCCAUCGAGUCGCAGAUGAUCCAGUGCCUACCCGACAUGCUGAACGCAGAAAUCGUUCUUGGAUCCGUAAGAAGCAGGGAAGACGCCGUUCACUGGCUGGGCUAUACAUAUCUGUACGUCAGGAUGCUGAAGGCGCCUUCGCUGUACGGUAUACCGCCAGACUUGGUAGUGGGUGACAAGCUUCUUGAGCAGUACUGCAUUAACCUGGCGGACUCCGCUCUCAAGACAUUGGAUAGGCACUUUCUCAUCAAGUACGACAAAAGGACGGGGACCAUCCACGUGACAGCGAUGGGAAGGGUGGCAAGCCACUACUACAUCAAGCAUGCAACCAUUGCAGUGUACAAUGAGCAUCUGAAGCCGACUCUAUCGGACAUCGAGUUGCUCCGUCUCUUCUCCCUUUCUUCCGAAUUUAAGUACAUGCCUGUCAGGGAAGAGGAGAAACUUGAAUUGCAGAGGCUGAUGGAGCGGGUUCCCAUCCCUGUAAAGGGUUCGCCUGAUGAACCAUCUUCCAAGGUUAAUGUACUUUUGCAGGCAUAUAUAAGCAAGCUUAAACUGGAAGGGUUUGCUAUGAUGGCAGAUAUGGUAUAUGUUCAGCAGAGUGCAAACAGAAUCAUGCGUGCUAUUUUCGACAUCUGCUUGAGGAGAGGAUGGGCGCAGCUCGCCAUAAGGGCCCUACAGCUUUGCAACGAGAUCCAGGGUCGCAUGUGGAGCACCAUGACUCCCCUGCGUCAAUUCAAGGUGCUGCCUGAGGAGCUGAUGCGCAAAAUUGAGAAGAAGGACUUGCCUUUCGACCGCUACUAUGACUUGACAUCAACUGAAAUAGGCGAACUUGUGAGAGUACCGAAGAUGGGAAAGCUGCUUCACAGGCUUAUUCACUCUUUCCCCAAGCUGGAGCUCGCAGCAUUUGUCCAGCCGCUUAGUCGGUCCUGCCUUGUUGUUGAGCUGACCAUCACGCCGGAUUUCCAGUGGGAUCAAAAGAUUCACGGCAAUGGCGAAGUCUUCUGGAUCCUUGUGCAUGACGUCGACUGCGAACAGAUUCUCCAUCAUGAGAUGUUCAUCUUACCAGCCUUCCAAGGAGAAAUUGAACAUACCCUAACUUUUACUUUGCCGGUGACCGACCCGAUCCCCCCCAGUUACUGCAUCCGCGCUAUAUCAGAUCGCUGGCUUCACUCCACGGCGUCACUGCCUAUUUCCUUCAGAAACCUUAUCUUACCGGAGAAACCCAUGCCUCAUGCAGAGCUGCUAGAUCUGCAGCCGCUGCCUGUGUCGUCUCUGCAUGAUAAGAAGGCGGAGGAACUGUACAAGAAGGAAGGCAUUAAGGCGUUUAACCCCAUUCAAACGCAGACAGAACCAUCUAGCGCUUGGAAGGCGGUUUACCUUGCACCUUACUCGUCCGUAGUGCAGGAGACGCUGCGACAGUGGAGCUCCAAACUAGGCAGUGGCCUGGGACUGAAAAUCGCAGAACUGACGGGUGAUCUGCAUGCGGACCUGAAGAUUUUGGAGCAGUCACAUAUCGUGGUAUCUACACCAGACAAGUGGGAUUUCUUGUCUCGUCGCUGGAAGACUCGUAAAGUGUUACAGUCGAUUCGCUUGUUGGUGGUGGACGAUCUGCAUCUGCUCAAUUCUCCCGUAGGCUCCACUCUUGAGGUGUGCCUUUCGAGAAUGCGGUACAUCUCCGCGCAGCUUCCUCAGCCAGUCCGCAUCGUUGCAUGCGCCAAUUCUCUUUCGAAUGCCAAGGACGUCGCAGAUUGGCUAGGGGUAUCUGCAACUGACGACACGAUGAAACAGUACACCUCGAUCGUGCGCGACAAAAUGCUAUUGGAAACGCUGUCCUACGGCGUUGGCCUGUACCAUUCGGGAUUGUCUGCUGCCGAACGGCUGCUGGUGCAGCAGCUACAUUCCAGCGGGGCCAUUCAGGUUGUUGUUGUCGCGGAGGAGUCCGCGUGGGGCCUCCAGAUGAGCUCCCAUUUGGUUGUUAUUGUCGACACCAAACGGUUCACGGAAAACGGAUAUGAAGACUACCCAAUUGCAGACGUCCUGCAGAUGUUAGGCCGGGCGACGCGCCCUGGAAUCGACAAGCACGGGUAUGUAGUGCUUCUUUGCCCAUCCAGCAAAAGGGAGUAUUACAAGAAGUUUAUUUUUGAGCCGUUGCCGAUCGAGUCGCAACUUGAACAACACCUUCAAGACCACAACCCCAACUACUAUGGCCUGCAGGGAACAUCUCAUCAGCACUUGAGUGAUUAUUUGUCGGAGUUGGUUGAGUCUACAGUGCAUACUCUUGAGCAGGCCCAGUGCGUGGCGGAAAAGAACGAGGUGGACCUGGAGCCUCUGAACCUGGGGCUUAUUUCUGCCUUCUACUAUGUGAAAGUCGCAACGAUUGAGCUUUUUAACCGUUCUCUCUCCCCUACAUCUAAACGCCGAGCGCUGUUGGAGAUCCUCUCGGCUGCAGCGGAGUUCGGGUCGCUGCCCCUCCGACCGGGAGAGGAGACAGUUCUCAAGGGCAUUGCCCAACGUAUUGGGCUCAAGCUACCUGCCACCGUAGACUUCACGAAGGCCAGCACGAAGGCCCUGGCACACUGCCAGCGGGCGAGCCUCCCAAGCGACUUGGUUGCGGAUCAAAAGCAGGUGCUGGAGCCGUGCGUGAGGCUACUGCAUGCAUUGGUGGACGUCAUAGCUAGCAACGGGUGGUUGAUCCCCGCCUUAGCCGCCAUGGAGAUCUCCCAAGCCCUUGUCCAGGCCGUUCUGCAUGCGGGUUCUGGCGAACAAAACAAACUGCAGGCUUCGGCUCUCAGACAACUCCCCCACUUUAGUACAGACCUUGUCAAGGCUGCCAACGCAAUGGAGGUGAAGGAUGUCUUCGACUUCAUGAACAUGGAAGACGGGCAGAGAGAGAAGCUGCUUGCGUCCCUUACUCAGGCGCAACUCCGAGAAGUCGCCAAGGCGAGCAACAGAUACCCCGUCAUCUCCCUAGAGUUUGAACUGUCCAAGACCGAAAAUAUAAGCCCAGGAGAAAACAUUCAGUGCACCGUGCAACUGGAACGAGACUUAGCGGACGGAGAUACUGUGGGCCCCGUGUACGCACCCUUAUUCCCCAAGGAGAAGGAGGAGCAGUGGUGGUUGGUCAUUGGCCAGUCGGCUCCCAACGGGCUGAACGCGAUUAAGCGGAUUUCCGUCACAAAACAAAGCAGCACUAUCAAGCUGGCCUUCGAAGCUCCCGAGACGCCUGGAAAGCAUCAAUUCGUGCUCUUCCUAAUGUGCGACAGCUACAUCGGAGCCGACCAGGAACAUAAGUUCGAGAUCCGCGUCCGCUAG
Messenger RNA from Eimeria acervulina, 6381 nucleotides. RefSeq names its product sec63 domain-containing DEAD/DEAH box helicase, putative. Gene Ontology annotation, cellular component: nucleus. Bases 1 to 6381 code for a protein of 2126 amino acids. The transcript is spliced from 21 exons. The record is from RefSeq and is a predicted model, not a curated record. Gene Ontology annotation, molecular function: ATP hydrolysis activity; nucleic acid binding; ATP binding. Lineage: Eukaryota; Apicomplexa; Conoidasida; Eucoccidiorida; Eimeriidae.